CUUCGUUCAGACAAGCUGCUAAUCAACCAGAGAAGACGGCACGAUCGGGGGAAAACGUGCAGAAGUGAAGACGACUCGCCAGUAAUCGACACAAAGGCGCAAUAGCACGGUAUCGCAACGUCCCUGGGACACAAAAAUUACCAAAUAUGGACGAAAUGAUGCACAUGGGCACUCCGUGGCUGGACAAGCCAUACAGCGAGACAUACCGGAUGUAUGAAUGUUCACUCAACGACACGGAGCUUUGCACAUAUCAAGAGGGAUACUGGAGAUUCUGGUACGAAGCCGACCAUCGAUAUGCGUUGCCUACGGUGGCAUUCUUUCUUACUGCCAUUAUCUUGUUCUCCAUCGGCUAUCUCGCCGACAGCUUCACAUCGCAAUCGAUCCGUCGAUCAAAUAGCGUUCGUAAGCUCGUCGCUUUAAACCGAUUCCUCAGCUACAAGACCUACCGCAUCAACGGUCUAAAUUGGAACUCCGCACCACUCGGCAUCCUCGCGCUCGGAGCUGUCGGAUUCAUCUACUUCACCACCAUGACACUGGCACCGAAGCCGUACUACUGGCCCAGCAUCGCAAAGUUUGGGAACUCUCCGCCCAUCGCUACGAGAUCUGGCUGGCUAUCUCUUGGCUGUCUGCCCUUCGUCUUCGCAACUGCGGGCAAGAGUAACUUGAUCACUCUCGUGACAGGUGUAAGCCAUGAGAGGUUGCAGGUCUUCCAUCGGUGGAUCUCAUACGCUUUCUUCGUCACGGCGUUGAUCCAUACGUUCCCAUUUAUCGUAUAUAACGUCUCGCAGGGCACAAUGGUGGAGAGCUGGAACACUUCCGUGUUCUACUGGACGGGAACAGUGGCACUUAUCGCGCAGGCUUGGUUGACCUUUGCCUCGCUGGGUCCCUUGCGAUCCUUGAGCUACGAAUGGUUCAAAUUCUCCCAUUUUGUCGCGGCCCUAGUCUUCACCCUCUUCCUCUUCUUCCACUGCGACCACACACUCUCCUCAUGGGACUACUUCAUCGCCACCGGCGUGCUCUUCUCCCUCUCCUGGCUUCACCGCCAAACCCGUCUCUAUUUCGAGCACGGCCUCAACCACAAAGCCAACAUCAGCCUCCUACCCAACGGCUUCGUGUGCGUCCGCGUACCCACGACUUCGACUUGGGGUAUCGGCCAGCACUUCUUCGUGCGCUUCAUGGGAUUGGGAGUCCACGCUUCAACCAAUCAUCCCUUCACGGCGUGCUCGCUCCCCGCACCAGCUGCAGGGCGUUCUGAAGCACAGUCGGAGCUCGUCUUCUACAUUCGUCCUCGAGGCGGCACGACUGCUCGACUAGCACAUUAUGCUGAGCAGCACCCUAACAUACCCAUGCGCGUGAUGCUGGACGGACCAUACGGCGGCAUCGACAUCCAGAAGAUCCUUCACUUCAACCACCAGCUCAUCAUCGCCGGUGGUUCAGCUGCAGGCUGGAUCCUCCCCCUACUCAGCGCGUUCCUGCUCAGACAAGAACCAACCACAGACAAACCCGGACAAACCGCCUUGAACCACGCGCAAAUGCGCAUAAUCCUAGCAACCCGCGACGUCGAGACGCGAGACUGGUUCAAAGAAUCCGUCUCCGAGCUCCUCGCCGAACAUGGACUGGAGAAGAUCCCACCCGGCCUCGCCAUCGAGCUAUACUACACCGGGUCCUCUUCCCCUUUCCUCUCACAAUCCCAACAACCUCAUCUUAUCCCCGAGAAAACCCCCGCCGCCCAGUCCACCAUCCUCUCCCGCUCUUCCUCCGACCCUUCAUCCUGCUCAUCAACCACAUCUGCCUCCAAGAUAGAACAGCACUUCACUCACCGCCCGGACCUCCCCGCUCUGGUCAGCACGGAAGUUGCAGCGUCGUCGAAUGCACUUGGGGUUUUCGUUUGUGGACCAUUGAGUAUGCAGAAUGAUGUGGCGAAUGCUGUGGCCGGGGAGCAAGUUGAGGUUUUGAAGGGUGGGAGUGAUGGUGGGGGGAAGGAUGUGUAUUUGCAUGUUGAGCAUUUUUCUUGGGCUUGA
Molecule: messenger RNA, 2021 nt
Organism: Zymoseptoria tritici IPO323
Lineage: Eukaryota; Fungi; Ascomycota; Dothideomycetes; Mycosphaerellales; Mycosphaerellaceae
Product: putative FRE ferric reductase-like transmembrane component
Exons: 3
Coding region: 147-2021 (624 amino acids)
Biological process (GO): copper ion import; intracellular iron ion homeostasis; iron ion transport
Cellular component (GO): plasma membrane
Molecular function (GO): ferric-chelate reductase activity
Source: RefSeq, a predicted model, not a curated record